Aethalodelphis obliquidens (Pacific white-sided dolphin) is the source of this 1692-nucleotide messenger RNA. It is a transcript of the gene CSTPP1, whose product is annotated as centriolar satellite-associated tubulin polyglutamylase complex regulator 1. NCBI's taxonomy places the organism in Eukaryota, Metazoa, Chordata, Mammalia, Artiodactyla, Delphinidae. The record is from RefSeq and is a predicted model, not a curated record. The coding region runs from base 119 to 1114 and encodes 331 amino acids. The transcript is spliced from 9 exons.
ACCCUCUCCGCCUCUAGCCUCUCCUCCCGCAGCGUGGGUGCCAUGGCAACAGAGAGAGCCCUCGACCUGGCUUCCGGAAGCGGGAGAGCUGGAGCUCUGAAGCUACCCUGGUCAAAGGAUGCUGAGUCCGGAACGCCUAGCCCUACCGGACUACGAAUAUCUGGCCCAGCGCCAUGUCCUCACAUACAUGGAGGAUGCAGUAUGCCAGCUGCUAGAGAACAAGGAAGAUAUUAGCCAAUAUGGCAUUGCCAGGUUCUUCACUGAAUAUUUUAACAGUGUAUGUCAGGGAACUCACAUUCUUUUUCGGGAAUUCAGCUUCAUCCAAGCCACCCCUCACAAUAGGGCAUCAUUCUUACGGGCCUUCUGGAGAUGCUUCCGAACUGUAGGCAAAAAUGGCGAUUUGCUGACCAUGAGGGAAUAUCACUGCUUGCUGCAAUUACUGUGCCCGGAUUUCCCGCUGGAGCUCACUCAGAAAGCAGCCAGGAUUGUGCUCAUGGACGACGCCAUGGACUGCUUGAUGUCUUUUUCAGAUUUCCUUUUUGCCUUCCAGAUCCAGUUUUACUACUCAGAAUUCCUGGAGAGCGUGGCUGCCAUCUAUCAGGACCUGCUGUCAGGCAAGAACCCCAAUACGGUGAUUGUGCCGACGUCAUCCAGUGGGCAGCACCGCCAGCGGCCUACCUUGGGCGAGGCCAGCAUGCUGGAGGGCGUGGAGGCGUCACUGUUCUACCAGUGCCUGGAGAACUUGUGUGACCGGCACAAGUACAGCUGCCCACCCCCAGCACUCAUCAAAGAGGUCCUAAGCAACGUUCAGAGACUGACCUUCUAUGGAUUCCUCGUGGCCCUCUCAAAGCAUCAUGGGAUCAACCAAGCCCUAGGAGCUUUGCCUGACAAAGGGGACCUGAUGCACGACCCAGCUCUGGAUGAGGAACUAGAACGGCUGCUGGCGCAGAUCCCAGGCCUGGUCAACUCGGUCACUGCCGGUCCAGAGGCCAGCUGCCUGCCUGCCCGGACCCCUCCCCGGGUUGGCUCCCCCUGGAGACCCCUGCAUCACGCCCGCAAAGUGGAUGCAGAGAGCGACGGCUCCACCGAAGAAACGGAUGAGUCCGAGACUUGAGGAGUCUGAAGGGUCCUGUCUACAACGCCCAGUACCCAGCUCCCCGCCCCCCCCUCCCCUCCAGCCCUUGGGACUCCCGGCCACCUCCUCUCCCACCCCCGUGCCAUGCUGCCCUCUGCUGGUGAAAAGGCCAAAUAACGGCCCCAGCCCAGAGACCUGCCAGAGGGGUUCUAAUGAUCAGCCAAGCUAAGCAGUGACCCUAGCAAGUUAACAGCCUGCUCUCCUGGCUCUGCCAGCCUUUCAUCGGGCCCCCAAGCUGACAGCAGAUUGAGCUGAGGCCACCAGAAAGGUGACUUGGCUUUAGCCUUUUGCUGACGGUCCCCAUCUCCUCACAGCAACUCCAGGAAGAGGGAGACCGGGCAUAACCAUGCAGGACCUUGCAUGGUAAAGGGUGACACCCAGUGAUGCAAGUAUUAGAAGGAUAUAGCCAUGGUGGCCUUCUGCUGGAGGAAUAGCCACUAGCCAUAAGAUGGAGAAGGGUGGGUGAAAAGACUAAUUUCACUUUCAAACACUGCUUCGUCUCCUCUGUGUCUAACAGUUAAAUAUGUGAAAUGAAUAAAGUCCCUUGUGUCUGGUAA